Molecule: messenger RNA, 1070 nt
Organism: Selaginella moellendorffii
Lineage: Eukaryota; Viridiplantae; Streptophyta; Lycopodiopsida; Selaginellales; Selaginellaceae
Product: L-ascorbate peroxidase 3
Exons: 9
Coding region: 61-960 (299 amino acids)
Biological process (GO): hydrogen peroxide catabolic process; cellular response to oxidative stress; response to reactive oxygen species
Molecular function (GO): peroxidase activity; heme binding
Source: RefSeq, a predicted model, not a curated record
GGCUAAUAGUCAUCCAUUCUUCUGUGAAGGGAGAUUUUUAGGUUUUGUGUGGAGGACGAAAUGCCUGUGCCCGUCGUCGACAAUGCGUACCUCAAGGCGAUCGAAUCCGCCAGGCGCGAUCUCCGAGCUUUCAUCGCCGAGAAGAAUUGCGCGCCUCUGAUGCUGCGAUUGGCAUGGCACGAUGCUGGCACUUACGAUGCCGUGUCCAAGACUGGAGGACCGAAUGGCUCGAUCCGGAGCGAGCGGGAGUACACUCACGCUGCCAACAAUGGGCUCAAAAUUGCCAUUGAUUUCUGUGAGCCUAUCAAGGAGAAACACCCGACUAUCACUUACGCGGAUCUCUACCAGCUAGCUGGAGUUGUGGCUGUAGAGGUAACUGGAGGACCUACGAUCGAUUUUGUGCCUGGCCGAAAGGAUUCCGUCGCUACUACACCAGAAGGACGACUUCCCGAUGCUCAUCUAGGGGCAAAACAUAUCCGUGACGUGUUCUUUAGAAUGGGUCUUUCUGACAAAGAUAUCGUCGCCCUCUCGGGAGGCCACACAAUAGGAAGAGGCCACAAGGAGAGAUCCGGCUUUGAGGGACCAUGGACACCACAGCCAUUGAAGUUCGACAAUUCGUACUUCAAAGAGCUCUUGAGAGGAGAAUCAGAGGGCCUCUUGCAGCUGCCAACAGACAAGUGUUUGCUCGAGGAUCCGUCCUUCCGUCCAUACGUGGACUUGUAUGCAAAGGACGAGGACGCAUUCUUCAAAGAUUACGCCGAGUCUCACAAGAAACUCUCGGAGCUGGGAUGCAAGCACACCUCUCCAGCGUUUGGAAACGCAAAGGCAUCGCCAGCUGUGGAUUCUCACGCGAGCACUGCGACAGUACUGGCUCACAGUGCGUUUGGCCUCGCGGUUUCAGCCAUCGUCGUCGUUCUCAGCUACGCUUACGAGGUUCGCAGGAAGACUGCUCUCAAGUAGAACGACGUAAACAAUGAAGCAACGCUCGGCCAAUCUGGGCCGUCGAUCUAAGUUAACAAACCCGAGAAUAUGCUUUAUUUGUAAAAAAGGGAAUCUAUCUGGGGUUUUCA